Messenger RNA from Eubalaena glacialis (North Atlantic right whale), 3588 nucleotides. It is a transcript of the gene GPR157, whose product is annotated as G protein-coupled receptor 157. Gene Ontology annotation, biological process: cell surface receptor signaling pathway; adenylate cyclase-activating G protein-coupled receptor signaling pathway. Gene Ontology annotation, cellular component: plasma membrane. The record is from RefSeq and is a predicted model, not a curated record. Lineage: Eukaryota; Metazoa; Chordata; Mammalia; Artiodactyla; Balaenidae. Gene Ontology annotation, molecular function: G protein-coupled receptor activity.
ACGACGGCGGCGGCGGCGGCGGCGGCCGCACGCGGCGCCCCGGCCCCGGCCCCCUACGCUCCUGACCAUGCCACCUCCCGCGCCCCCCACAGAGUUGGUGCCGUCGGAGCGCGCCGUGGUGCUGCUAUCGUGCGCGCUCUCCGCGCUAGGCUCGGGCCUGCUGGUGGCCACGCACGCCCUGUGGCCCGACCUGCGCAGCCGGGCGCGGCGCCUGCUGCUCUUUCUGUCGCUGGCCGACCUGCUCUCGGCCGCCUCCUACUUCUACGGGGUGCUGCAGGACUUCGAGGGCCCCUCGUGGGACUGCGUGCUGCAGGGCGCGCUCUCCACCUUCGCCAACACCAGCUCCUUCUUCUGGACGGUGGCCAUCGCCCUCUACCUGUAUCUUAGCAUCGUCCGCACCUCGCGCGGCCCCGGAGACGGCCGCCUGCUUUGUGCUUUCCACGUCGUCAGCUGGGGGGUUCCGCUGGUCAUCACCGUGGCGGCUGUCACGCUAAAGAAGAUCGGCUACGACGCCUCGGAUGUGUCCGUGGGCUGGUGCUGGAUCGACCUGGAGGCGGAGGACCACGUGCUGUGGAUGCUGCUGACCGGGAAGGUGUGGGAGAUGCUCGCCUACGUCACGCUGCCCGUGCUCUACCUCCUCAUCCGGAAGCACAUCAACAGAGCGCAUGAGGCUCUCUCCGAGUACCGGCCCCUCGUGUCCCGGGCGCACCAGCUCCGGCGCCGCACCUCCGCGGCCGAUAAGAAGCUGGUCCUCAUCCCGAUCAUCUUCAUCUGCCUCCGGGUCUGGAGCACCGUGCGGUUCGUCCUGACCCUCUGUGGCUCCCCGGCAGUGCAGACGCCGGUGCUCGUGGUUCUGCACGGGAUCGGGAACAGCUUUCAGGGGGGCGCCAACUGCAUCAUGUUCGUCCUCUGCACCCGCACCGUCCGGACCCGGCUCCUCUCUCUCUGCUGCUGCUGCACCUCUCAGCCUUCCGCCCGCCGAGAGCCCGCGGGGCCCCGCAGGGCCUCUGCGCCCUCCAAGACCGGCGAGUCUCAGGGGCCCAGGCGGGCCGCAGAUGAACUUCCAAGCGCCCGAGCUGCUCCCCUCCUAGUUCUGUGCCUGGGUGCUGCCGACCUGGGGCAGGCGGCGCCGAGUCCCCUCUGCAGGGAGCGGGACAUCAGCUGCGCUGUAAGCCUUCGGCUGCCGAAGCUCUUGAGCCCCGUGGGGAGCAGCGCAAACUCAGCUUGUCUACCUCCUCGACCCUCAAGCACGUCCCCCUCACACCGCGUCCUUCUGCACGUGGGGGAAUUCGUCGGCAUGAGGGCUGCACUGAGCUUCAGGGAAACCCGUGGUACCUGAUCACUGCCAGGUUGCCUUGCGGUCCCGGCGUCAUCGGCCUCGUGACCACACAGCACUGUUUACAGCUGGAGGGACCCACACCGGUGGGAAAAGCACACAGAGAUAUAUGUACACUGUGCACCCGUCCUCAAGAAAAUGUCAGGGGGUACCAGCGACGUGGCCCCCACUGAGGUAUCACGGAGCAGAUUCCUGGAUUGUCAGGGCGUUGAGAUUCCCUUGAGAGUCUGGCUUUUCUUGGAUGGCUUUGCAGGUCAACGAAAGGGCCAGUUACCUUUAACCAGGAGGUUCCCCCCCCCCCCCCCCCGGUGACCAGCAUGAGCACAGCCGUACACAGCUGCUCAGGGCAGCUGGUCUCCUGGGGCCUCCCAAAUUCUCUCCACGGGCUGCCAGCCCUUGAUGUAUGGAUUGUGUUUGAGUUUCAAGCAGAGGCCAGGAUCCAGACUCCUGUCUCCCCCAGGCACUUAAAAUUAAAAUGCAGGUCCCUCCUCCAAUGCAAGGGCUGGAACAGGACAGGAAGAGGCCACUGCAGAAGUCCCCGCAGACGCCCCACUGUCACUUGGGUCUGUUCUUGUAAAGACUGAAACGGGUGAGUCGGGGAAGGAUCUGGCUCAUUCACUUCCUAGGUUAAUUUUUUAUAGGAAAGGUGACCAGAGGGUCAGGGAACACCCAAAUACUGAUUCGUCCCUGAAGGUGAAGGUUUGGGGGAUUGGUUGGGGAGAGUGACGCAGGCAUCAUGGGGUGAUUUAAAAGAAAAAGGAUUUAAAAGAAGCAUCCGUAUCUCUAUAACCUAUGACUCUUGCACCAACCCUUUCGUCUUAGGUCAGAAAACAAUUUCUCUGUUCAAUCACAGAAGCCACUGGCUAAGAAUGGGAGGUGUAACUGUCACCGUGCGGGGGCCUUGGGGAAGACAAGUGCAAUUAACCCGAUAGGUGCCCCUGCCUUGGGUCCCAUGAGAACUCUGCAAAACUGAUUUUCUGAACCUGUAAAAGGGUUCUGGAUUAAAACCAAAGCCACACCCUACUGUUGAUUCCUCUUUUACUCUCAAAAGCAAAAUCUGUAACAGGAAGAGACUCUGAAAGGAAUAGUCCUCUACAGAACUAGGUCCAAAACGCUCCUUUUGGGUUCCCUUUUUAAAAGACGGUUUUAUGAGAAUCAGGAAGAGGUGAACAUCCCUUUAGGAUUCAAAGAAAGCUCUGGGCUGCCCUACAGAAAGCUACUUGUCAGUAAGGCGGUCCCCUUACAUGAAUGGCCCACGUGAGGGGAGUCUGGGGUUCCCCCAAAGACCUUACGGCUCAUCACGGGUGCCUAGCUGGUAAAGAGCCUCACAUUAGCUUCUAGAAUGGAGCAGAAAUUCAGGAAGUUGCUUGCUGCAAAAGAGACGAUGACUCACGGCUGAGUUAGAGUAUGGGCCCUGGGGGAAUGAUGCUCGAAUACCUCGUGUUCUGAAGGGGGCCCCAGAGGCCUUGGCUCAGGUGGUGCAACAUCGAUGCCCGCUGGGCAUGGCCUCUAAGGACAGGCCUGAGACCUGGGUUUCCCUAGACCGGCUGCAGCCGGAAAACACCCGCAGAGGGAGUCGGGGCUCAGAGAAGAACAUCUCCGUGUGCCCGGGCCUCCCUCACGUUCUCAUUCCACCUGUGAGAUGCUGCUGCUGAAUAUUUCCAUUUCCCUCCCUCUGCUCCCCACCCCGUCUCUGCAGACGGGUGAACAUGUUACUGCGAGUGGCGGACACGUGCGGGCAGGGGAGGGGCUCGUCCUGGUGCCCGGAGCAUUGCAAACAGCACCAUCAUGAAGCCCAGGAGGGUCUCCUGCCUCGGAUCAGAGCCAGACGAAAGUGCGUUCCUUUUACACGUGGCUGGGCCCCCGUGGGUUCUCUCUCUCGGCCAGUGUAGUUAAUGUUUAUCCACCCUCACCCCCCGGGCACAGCUGUGUGACCUCGGCCUGAACAGGGGCUACAUCUCAGCCCCCAGCCCCUCUCUUCUGAGGCACUUGCUGAACCUUGGUCUUUUCCUCAGGUUUACUAAACACUUUCUGCCUCUUUGUGCUUCGGAGUUGUGUCUGUCUGUUUUUGUUUCUUAAUAAAGAUUAUGAUUUGUCCCGGGGUUAAGGGUGCAGACAGAGCUCUGCCUGUGUCCACAGCAGGAAAAGAACAUUUUUGCAGGCUUCCCGUCUCGGCAUAAUGGCAUCGUGGGAGGUUUUGUGCACAUGCAAAAUUGUAAUGCAAACCCUGACCGUCUGGGUCAAGGCCAAAG